AUUAGCCACAAGUGACUCAUUAGCCAAAUUAGCCCUGACAUUUUUCCUUCCUUUUCCCAAAAGAAAAAACAGCCCCCUACUGCUAAAGAGCCAUUUUCCAUAAAGACCACAGGAAUUGAAGAAAUAAAACUGUGUGUGUAAAGAGGGGUGCGGAGUGAAUGUGAUUCUAGGUUUGUGUGUGUAUGCAUGUGAUGCUGAGCUGUGUGUGUGUGAAAGAGAGUUUCAUGUCAUAGUCUCCUUCAAAGGGAGACUUAAAGACUUUGUCCCCAGGUCGGGGUCCUGUCAUCUCAGCCUACACAGCAGGAAUUGCCUGUCCGCAGAGUCAGGUCUCUGCCUCUGCUUGUGAGUCUCUACAAGCUGCUCCAGAGGGACAGCAGACCAUGGCUGACAACAACACCCAGAAAAAAAAGCCCCAUUGGACCUCAUUGGAGAUUGGCCUCCUGACAAUUGUAUCUUUACUCUUUGUCAUUAUUGUGUCUCUCAUCAUCCUCUUCAUCACACAGAGUGGCAAAGAUGGAGUUUGCAUAACAGCUGACUGCACACAGUCAGCAUCCCGGCUUAUUGAGAACAUGGAUCCCACAGUGAAUCCGUGCAAAAACUUCUACCAGUAUGCCUGUGGUGGCUGGCUAAAGAAGAACAUCAUACCUGAGACAAGUUCACGUUACAGCACCUUUGACAUCCUAAGAGACGAACUGGAGGUGGUACUCAAAGGAGUGUUGGAGAAAGAGGACAGUGGAAGCAGCAGCUCACUGGCAAAAGCCAAGAUUCUCUACAGGUCCUGCAUCAACGAGAGCUUCAUUGAACAUAGAGGUGGGAUGCCUCUGCUCAAAAUGCUACCAGAUGUCUUUGAGUGGCCUAUAGCAACAGAUGAUUGGGACACCACAUAUGGACUGAAUUGGAGAGCAGAAGAUGCCAUUGCUAAACUGAAUGAGAAAUAUGGAAAGCAAGUCCUAGUUAGCUUUUUUAUCGGUACAGAUGACAGAGACUCCAAUGCACACAUCAUUCAUUUUGACCAGCCAACUCUUGGCCUCUCCUCAAGAGACUACUAUGUGUGCACUGGGCCCUAUGAGGAGGCCUGUGUGGCAUACGAGAACUUCAUGACUGACUUGGCGAAGCUUAUCCGAACUGACCGGGGGCUGGAGGUUAAUGACACAAAUAUCAGACAAAAGGUUUCCCGGGUGAUGAUGAUGGAAAAGGAAAUUGCUAAUGCAACAGACACACCCGAAGACAGAAACAACCCAGUUCUACUUUAUAACAAGAUGCCUUUGGAGACCCUGAACACCAAUUUCACCAUGGAGUUUGAUUCCGGGGUGUUCAACUGGACACUCUUCACUAACAGGAUCAUGGACACAGUUGGCGUUCCUGUUACAGGCAGUGAGGAGGUUAUUGUGUAUGCCCCUAACUACUUUAAGAGGCUCAACCCUGUCCUUGCCAAGUACACUAAGAGGGACAUUCAGAACUACAUGGUGUGGCGCUUAAUUAUGAAUCUGGUGGUCGGUCUGAGCAGGCCAUACAGGGAGACCAGAAAAGCCUUCAGAAAGGCUAUCUAUGGGACCACCUCUGAAGCAGCGGUUUGGAGGCAAUGUGCCAUCUACGUCAACAACAACAUGGAAAAUGCUGUGGGGAGAUUGUAUGUGGAGGAAGCCUUUGCCGGAGAUAGCAAAGAAAUGAUGGAUGAGAUGAUCACUAACAUCAGAGAGGUGUUUGUAAGUAACCUGGAUGAUCUAGCUUGGAUGGACGCUGAAACUAAGAAAGCUGCAGAGGAGAAAGCACGAGCAAUCCGAGAAAGAAUUGGUUUUUCAGAAAACAUCAUGAAUGACACAUACCUAGACCAGGAAUACCAAGAUUUAAGCUACAAUGGAGACGAAUACUUUGAGAACAUUCUGAAGAACUUGGAAUUUGGUCAGAAGAAACGACUGAAAAAAUUAAGAGUGAACGUGAACAAACAAGAGUGGAUCACAGGAGCUGCUGUGGUCAAUGCAUUCUACUCAUCUAGCAGAAACCAAAUAGUAUUUCCUGCAGGUAUUCUUCAGCCUCCAUUCUUUGGGAAAGGUCAGCCCUGGUCUCUGAACUAUGGAGGCAUCGGCAUGGUCAUUGGACAUGAGAUCACGCAUGGCUUUGAUGACAAUGGCCGUAAUUUUGACAAAGAAGGUGACCUCAAAGACUGGUGGACUCCAUCUUCGACUCAGAAGUUCCAUGAGCUUUCAAAAUGCAUUGUGGACCAGUAUGGAAGAUUCUCUUGGGACUUGGCAAAUGGACAAAAUCUAAAUGGGAAUAAUACCCUUGGGGAGAACAUUGCUGACAACGGGGGUAUUCGCCAGUCUUAUCAAGCCUACCAGCACUAUGUGAAGAAACAUGGAAAGGAAACUCCUCUGCCUGGAAUUGACCUCAAUCACGAGCAACUAUUUUUCCUUAACUUUGCACAGGUUUGGUGUGGAACCCAUAGGCCUGAACAUGCUGUCAACUCAAUCAAAACCGACGUCCACAGUCCAGGGAAGUUCAGAGUCCUUGGAUCAUUACAGAACUUCCCAGAGUUUGCCAAAGCCUUCCAGUGCCAGAAACACGACUACAUGGUGCCAGAGACGAUUUGCCGGGUGUGGUGAUCACUCUUGAUGAGGGUUUUAUUGAGGGCCUAUGGUCUCUCUGUUGACUCUUAGACCACUAUGGCAGAAGUUGAGAAAUGUUCUCAACAGAGUAAAUUAGGGUCCCUACACUCAACUCCACCAGUGCAAUUGAGCCAUUUAUGGAGAAGGGGAGCUAUAUCGAUACACUCCUACAAGCGACAGCCAAUUUAUUUGAUUUUAGUUAGUGCAAUCAUUGCACAACCCAUGGCUCUUACUGUUUGUAUACAUUAUGUCAAAUCUAAAUUUGUAUCUCUUUUUGUUAAUAUCAAGUAAAACUGUGAAAUGGCGAUAUCAGUAGCAUUCUGUAUAGGCUUAUACAAUUUUUUUGUUUUUUUGUUUUGCAAUACCAGUAUACAUCCACUGCUUGCACCACCGCUGGUCAACCAGAAUAGAUUCUGUAUGACGCUACCAGGAUAUGCCAAGAAUUGUAUGUAUAGUACUACAGGAGUUAAUAGAUAUUUUAGUGAAUUACACUCUGUAAUCAUUUAUCUGGAAACAAGCAAAUUAUCUAAUUUGUAUUUAGCACAGUGUAAAUUAAAAUAUGUAGAUUUAUUUGUAAUUUGUGUCAAUUGAUUUUCCAUAGAACAUUUCAUAAUAUCACAAAAUAUUAACUGAGACACAUUUCCAGCAAUUCAGAAACUGAUUGUUUGAUCUGAAUCUCCCAAACAUGUCUCAUGACAUCAGAAGCACAGGAGUUAUGAAAUGCAAAUGUGUCUGCUUACAUUACUUGAAUAUGUUUAAUCGAGUGUAUUUGGGUGAAGGUAUACAUUUGUUUGUUUUCUUUUCCCACUGUAUAUGCUGGCCUUGAUAUUUGCUUGUAUGAAUAGGUGUGGAUGGGACAAAUAAUAUGCUGUCCGCCAUUAUUGACUUAAAGCCUUAAAAAUGAGCUAUUGAUGUUGUCAUAUGAAGAACAAGGCUAAGUGAUUCAUACUGAAAUCAGUCCAUGCACACGAUAAAUAUUUAUGCCAAAGAUUUUUACACUUACCCUCGCUCUGUGAUUUUAUGUUAAUCUAGAAAAUAUUAUAUGAUAGUUUAAGAACUGCUGGUCCAAACAUACCCUUCACAACAUCAUAAGCAAUGACACAUACUGUCAAAAUUAAUGUAACUCUUUUCUUUACUACAUUUAUGAAAAUCUAAAGGAUUAUACUUGUGAUAUUGUUAGUGAUCAGGUAACUGUGUAUUUUACAUGUGCUGUACAAUAUUUUUUCCCCCAAGGGCAUUGAGAAAUUGUAAGCUAAAACAUGCACACACACACAGACACACACACACACACACACACACAACAACAACAACAACAACAACAACAAAAAAACAAAAAAACCCACUUAAAACAAUAUAAAUUUACAUGAGAAUCAAAAUGUUAUAAUAUAUUAAAUCUUGCUUUUAGUGAAAUUGAAGAAACUUUUGCAUUAACCCCAUGUAUAAACCACAAAUUUUUUUUUUUUGAUUUCUCUGAAAACAAGACUUAAUAUCUUGUCAUUUUGAUUCUUGAGUAAAUGUUUCUUGUUUUAAGGAUGAUAAGGUAAAAAUACUGAAUAAGAAAAUGACUUUUUUUGCAUUCUUUGAAGGAAUUUAGCCUGAAAGCUCCUGUGAUGUGUUAACAAAAGAAUCAAAUGCUACUGUUUUUUCUUCUUUUUUUUUCUGCUUGUAUGUUUUUUAUAUCCAUUUGUUCCCUGAGGGUUGUCUUGGUAUUUUUAAGUUUGUGAACACUGCUUCCCCCUCUGAUAAAAUCCAAUACUGUUCACCAAAAUCCAUCUCAACUACUCCACAGAGAGAUAUACCUCAGAUGCUUGUAUUUAGAUACUUUGUAAUAAGCAUCCUUGGAAGAAAAAAUUUGUUUUAAUAAAUUGUUAAUGUAAAAUUA
Myxocyprinus asiaticus (Chinese sucker) is the source of this 4488-nucleotide messenger RNA. Its product is annotated as neprilysin-like. The transcript has 23 exons. Gene Ontology annotation, molecular function: metalloendopeptidase activity. Bases 381 to 2603 code for a protein of 740 amino acids. Gene Ontology annotation, cellular component: plasma membrane. NCBI's taxonomy places the organism in Eukaryota, Metazoa, Chordata, Actinopteri, Cypriniformes, Catostomidae. The record is from RefSeq and is a predicted model, not a curated record. Gene Ontology annotation, biological process: amyloid-beta clearance; protein processing.